UCAUCCUCAUCCUCUUCCACAUCCUAUUCCCCCUCAUCCUCAUCCUCUUCCACAUAUUCCUCCUUCCCUUCCACAUCCUAUUCCUCCUCCAUAUUAACCUCCUCCUCCUCCUGA
Molecule: messenger RNA, 114 nt
Organism: Salvelinus namaycush (lake trout)
Lineage: Eukaryota; Metazoa; Chordata; Actinopteri; Salmoniformes; Salmonidae
Exons: 2
Source: RefSeq, a predicted model, not a curated record